AUGCCAACAUCCAAGCCGGCCGAGGCAUUCAACCAGACCAGAGCUGGGCAGGCGAAGAAGCUGGAAAGUUUUGUGAAGGAGCUCAAGGCGGUUUUUGGCCAAGCGCUACCAAGGCAUGGCAGCUAUAAGAAUGUUACAGUUAUUGCCUUUCACUGGGACAACAAUCAAAUGAGAGUUACUCGACUAGAGGUUGAGUUGCUGGAUAUCUUCAAGCCUAUGGAUCAUGCGUGGAUCGUAUUGGUGGUGCGCAAGCGUGACAUUAACAAGCGUAUGCUGGUAAAGGAACCCUCGAAAAAUGCCGGUGACCGCAAAGGAUGA
Messenger RNA from Aspergillus alliaceus, 318 nucleotides. RefSeq lists its product as uncharacterized. The coding region runs from base 1 to 318 and encodes 105 amino acids. The transcript is spliced from 3 exons. Lineage: Eukaryota; Fungi; Ascomycota; Eurotiomycetes; Eurotiales; Aspergillaceae. The record is from RefSeq and is a predicted model, not a curated record.